AGAUACAGAAUGAUGGAAAGACUGAGAGGACGGGAAACAAGGCGAGAAAGAGCAGUAGAGAGAAUGUGGGAGGGAGUUAAAUAGGGAAAGAACAAGGUAGAGGAGAGGGAGAAAGAGGGGCUGAGCAAAAGAGUACAUUCUGUGUUUCUGUGGGAGGGUGACAAGUGCAUACUUCAAGGCAGAUGGGAUGUAGUGAACACAGUAUGAGGAGAUGAAAAUGGGCUCAAAGAACAAAGAUACAUAAACAGUAAAGGAGAUACUGCGCCUGCGGUCCUGCAACAACAGCUCUAGCUACCCUCCACAUGAACGGUCAGACCAGGAAAGACUGCACACCACUCAAUAACCCAGAUGGAAACACAGACCAUAUCUUUCUGGGGUCAUGAGUCGACCUCCCACUCCCAGUGUCUUUUCAUCAGCAUCCGGCAACACUGCCACGACACCUUUUCUGCCUAGAGACCAUGGGAAGCGUCAGCAGCCUCAUCUCGGGUCACAGUCUCCACAACAAGCACUGUCAGGCCACAGAGUACAAACUAAAGAAAGCAGGCCGUAAGCAGAAAACAGGACGGAGUCUGGAGGGAUUACUAAAAUGCAGCUUUGCACAGGGGUCCUCCAACCAAACAGCGAAGGUCAUCUCUCGAGCAGGCAAGAGUGAGGACUUCUUUUACAUAAAGGUGAACCACCAGCCGCAGGUGACUCAACCCUGGGGAGAGGACCAUGUAGGAAAUUCUAAUAAUAUGGAAGCAGGUAUUAGAGUGACACCCAAUCUUUUGCCCAUGUCUGGGAAACUGAAGAAGAAUACCGAGAAGGCUUUGAUCCGGCCCACGGCUUUCAAACCAGUCGUCCCCAAGAGCACCUCUUCUGCAGAGGCUCGUAACGAUCCCGCCCACCUCCUUUGUCCCCCGGAGAUGAACAGAGACUCGCAGGGGCCCGGGCAGGAUAACUUUUCAAGCACCUUCUCAGACUCCGGGCAGGACUCAAUGUCCAGCCUGCCUAGUCACAGCACCAGCGAGAGCAUAGUUGCAUCCACCGGCCCAUUGACUCAAAAUGCAGGAGUCUCAGCCCAUUGCAUGACUCAUCCCCUCCUGUCUACAAGGACCAAUGGGAACGGCAUUAGUGCCAGCGUCAGGGCCGUGGCUCUGAGUAAUGGUGAUGCAGGGAAGGCCAACAGGGACACCGUCUCCCUCUCCUCACCUCAGCCGUCUAGCCCCCUGUUGGAGGAGAUGGGGGGCUGCAACCGCUCGCCCAUCUCCCCAGACGAGUCCCUCAUUGAGCUGCUGGAGCAGAGGCUGCUGGAGAGAGAAUCAGAGCUGCAGGAGCUGCAGGUGAGCUUUGAGGAAAAAGAAGUGGACACAUGCAAUCUGUUUGAAGACAGACAGCGCUAUUGUGUUGAGGAGAUGGAGGGCCUGAAGCAGAGGUGCUCCACCAAGCUCAGGCAGGUCUCGCAGAGGGCCGUGAAGAACCACCAGGCCUUACAACUACAGGUCAGCCAGCUACAGCAAGACAAGCAGAGGCUCCAGGACGAGCUGGCUCGGAUGACUCAGGAGAAGGAGCUGACAGAGGUCAAAUUGAAUUCAUUUGAGACGGAGAAGACCAAGCUAGAGCCUACAUUAGAGGAGGCCCAGUGGGAGGUAUGCCAAAAGAUUGGAGAGAUCUCCCUACUAAAGCAACAGCUCAGGGACUCUCAGGCAGAUGUCACUCACAAGCUGAAUGACAUUGUGAGCCUCAAGGCCUUGCUGAAGGAGACCAGGGCUAAAAUGGAGGCACUGGAGCAGAAGAAAGAUGUACUGGAGGACAAGAUACGCAUUCGCAGUGUAGAUGUUGAGGUAUGCCAAAAUGAGCUCCAGCGCAAGAAGAAUGAGGCUGAUCUUCUAAGAGCAAAGGUGGGCAUCCUGGAGACAGACAUUAAGGGAAUGAAGAAGGACCUGGCCAUGGCAAAAGAACAGAGACAGCAGCAGAAGGCCAAAAUGGAGACCCGGGGCCCGGAGAGGUCCAAUCAGAUUGGAGGGAGCACUAACUCUCUCCAGAGAGAGGUAGAGAGGCUGAAAGAAGAGCUCAGGAAUGAAAAGGAUACACAGGAGAGGCUCACAAAUAGCUUUGAGCGUGAGCGACAGACAUGGAACAGGGAGAAGGACAGAGUCAUCAAGUACCAGAAACAGCUUCAGCUGAACUAUGUCCAGAUGCACAAGAAGAACCAAGACCUGGAGAGGAUCCUGCAGGAGCUCACAGUGGAGCUGGAGAGUCGUCCAGAACUUGAUGUGGACUUCCACAGCUCAGUGUUACAUUAUGAGGAUAUUAUCGCCACAGAAAUUUGAGGAAUAAACCCACCAAGUUGGCUACCUUAUGACUGCAGAAUAUGGUCAGGUCUGACUGUUGGGCUGCAGAAUGAGAAUUGUGGUCAGGUUUGACUGUUCUUGUAUAUUAAAAUCAUAAUUUUUCUCUAACUGUGUAAAGAAUGGCCAAUCCAGAAGAAUGGCCAAUGCAUAGUGAAAUACCUUUGUCCUGCCAUCAGCAUUGUUGAAGUGUACUCUGACCAAAAUGUAAGAAGGUUCUGCCAGUGUGUGAAUGUAGAAGAAAUUUGUGAGAAAGGUAGAAUUAAGUCAAGAACCACCUCUGAAGACCCCACUGCAGAGUUCUCAUUCGUCUGACUGUUUUUGUUUCCCAAUGACUUAUAAAUCAUAUUGUCACUGGAGAUUCUCCACUGAUCUUGCUUAACAGGUCAGUUAUUUCUCCAUUUCCCAAUACUGUAGUAAGACAGAGGAAUUAUUUCUGCAUGCGUGAAGUCCUACAAAGGAUGAUGAAAGUCUCCAGAACAACCAGUGAGACUCAGUGAUAUGAUAUUGAUUUAUUAAGAUCUAGCCUUUUAAAUCAUGAUCACCACUGUUGCCAGAAAUACUGCGGAGCGAGGGACAAGAGGCUGCACUUAUCUGCACCCACACUGAUGCUAGCAUCUGCACAUGUAAAAUGGGAGCAUCCAUGUUGCAGCAGUAUAUGCAGUAGCUUAAUUGCAACAAAGUAGUCCCUCACUUUACACUGUGGUCGUCUGAAGAUACCUUGCUCAUGGUAAAAACUACGGUAAAAACGACCUUUCUAGAAGCACUCCAGACUUGAGGUAUAAUUUCAGCCAGUGGUUGUUAAGUGGUGUUCAAGAGCCAAAACGGGUCUCAAUUGUGUGUGUACUAAGUCAUUCAGCCGUGCAAUACAUCCACUUAAUAUGAUAUAUUACAUUGUGCAAAGAAUUUGCAACUGAAUACAAACUCGAUGGGCUUAAGAACCUGGAAUGCAUCUUUAAGAGUCAAACCACUGGAUUUAAAUUUGGUGAAUUGUCAUGAAUAUUAUUGAUUUAAGAGACACUAAAUGUCAACACACAGUAUAGAACUGUUUGGUGUUAGAUGACAUGAUAAAGUAUGUUUAGCAUUGCACUUACAUUUUAAGAGGGACUGGAAGAACAUGAUUGUCAAAGUGUACCCACACCACAUUGAGAAUGUCUCAUCAGUAGAGAUAAUCUUGAGGACGAGCAGAUUACUUGAGAAAUACUGUAUAAGGAUGUUUAAAAUGUUCCCUAUCACAUGGUUUAUUUAUAUGAAACAUGUACAAUCCCUUUUCCAAAAAAGUUAGGACACAGUGUAAAAUGAAAAAGAAAACAGAAUGCAAAGAUGUGCAAAUCAUU
Messenger RNA from Esox lucius (northern pike), 3667 nucleotides. It is a transcript of the gene lzts1, whose product is annotated as leucine zipper, putative tumor suppressor 1. Gene Ontology annotation, cellular component: dendritic spine. Bases 459 to 2312 code for a protein of 617 amino acids. Lineage: Eukaryota; Metazoa; Chordata; Actinopteri; Esociformes; Esocidae. The transcript has 5 exons. Gene Ontology annotation, biological process: regulation of dendrite morphogenesis; regulation of synaptic plasticity. The record is from RefSeq and is a predicted model, not a curated record.